Molecule: messenger RNA, 1628 nt
Organism: Ilex paraguariensis (yerba mate)
Lineage: Eukaryota; Viridiplantae; Streptophyta; Magnoliopsida; Aquifoliales; Aquifoliaceae
Source: the annotation of a GenBank genome assembly
AUGAAUGAAAACAGCGGACUCUACACUGGAGAUGGUUCAGUGGACAUUAAGGGAAACCCUGUUUUGAAGAGUAACACUGGAAAUUGGAAAGUGUGUCCCUUCAUUCUUGGUACUGAAUGUUGUGAACGUUUAGCUUACUACGGGAUUGCUACCAAUCUUGUUAGUUAUCUCACCAAAAAAUUACACGAAGGAAAUGUCUCCGCUGCAAGAAAUGUUACCACUUGGCAGGGAACUUGCUACCUAACUCCCCUGAUUGGAGCUGUCUUGGCUGAUGCUUAUUGGGGAAGAUAUUGGACAAUCGCUGCCUUCUCCACUAUUUAUUUCAUAGGAAUGUGCACAUUGACUUUAUCAGCAUCAAUUCCUGCUUUCGAGCCUGCUGAAUGUGUGGAUGCUCUAUGCCCUUCAGCUGGUCCCGCUCAAUAUGCGAUAUUUUUCUUUGGGCUGUAUCUGAUUGCACUGGGAACUGGUGGGAUCAAGCCAUGCGUUUCGUCCUUUGGGGCAGAUCAGUUUGAUGAUACCGAUCCUAAAGAGAGAGUCAAGAAGGGAUCUUUCUUCAAUUGGUUUUAUUUUUCUAUCAACAUCGGUGCACUUUUAUCCAGUAGUUUGAUUGUAUGGAUUCAGGACAAUAAGGGAUGGGGCCUAGGGUUUGGUAUUCCUGCAUUGUUUAUGGGUGUUGCUAUUGUGAGUUUCUUUUCAGGCACACCUCUGUACAGAUUUCAGAAACCGGGUGGCAGUCCCAUUACAAGAAUGUGCCAGGUUGUGGUUGCAUCCUGCCGCAAGUGGAAUUUGGUGGUCCCCAGUGACAGUAGCCUUCUCUAUGAAACACCAGACAAAAUCUCAGCCAUUGAAGGAAGUCGGAAACUGGUGCAUACUGAUGAACUGAAGUAAGUUUGUUGUGUUUAAAUACUCAUCAAGAAAUCUGCGCAUAUAUGGAUAUAAUCAUUUGAUCUUAUCUAAGAAGCACGUAUGCUCUUACGAAGGUGAUGUAUCCGUGUCUCGAGUAUGACACUUUCUUGAACACGUGUAUGAUGCUCUUUUAUGUGUCUCCGUAAUUAAGAGAGAAACUUUUAUUUUGGACACAUGUCUAACACCGGCGGCUUGUCUGACACAUAUUCAAGUUGUGUCGACUACCAAGAUAUUAACAUGUGCUCAAAUAUUAUGAAAAAAGCUUAAGAGUUUAGAGUUUAGCAAAAUAUUAGCUUUUGUUGAAAAGUAAUUAACAAGGCUUAGAAAAUUCACAAAUGGCUAUCUUGUAUUAUGAAAGAAUAUAUAAUUGUUAAGACUCUUCAUGUUAAAGCUGUAGUUAAAAUUUAGUAAUGACAACAAAAGGUGCAUAACAUUUUUUCCUAUGGAAGAGGAAUUAAGAAGAUGCAAGCAUCCAUUACAAUUAUGUAUGUUUGCUAAAGAUUGUCUAUUAAGAAAUUGAUGAUUGUGAGUAUUAGGAUCCUUUUGUCUAAAAAUCCACAUUUGUUGAGACAUAACAUUUACUUGUCAUAAAACACUUAAUUCAUUUUAAUGAUAAAUCAUAUAAUAUCCUAUUCAAAACAUAAGAUUUUGUAAUGUGUCCCUCACGUAUCCGUAUCGUACUUUUUUGAGAAAUGUGUUGUCAAAGUGUCCGUAAAAUGCCG